Molecule: messenger RNA, 3861 nt
Organism: Catharus ustulatus (Swainson's thrush)
Lineage: Eukaryota; Metazoa; Chordata; Aves; Passeriformes; Turdidae
Gene: MIDN
Product: midnolin
Exons: 8
Coding region: 1910-3364 (484 amino acids)
Cellular component (GO): nucleus
Molecular function (GO): protein binding
Source: RefSeq, a predicted model, not a curated record
AAACUAAACACACAAAAUCCAGGCUGCUGGGAAUCCUGGGAUCUCCCAGUUUGUGUCUCUGGAGGAUCCAGAUACCUUCAACCAUACUGAAAUCUGCACACACUUCCUAAAGCACCAGCUCCUGGAGUCAUGGGAUUGCCGGAGGAGAUGAGCUUCCUCCCAGGAAGGAGAUGGAGCCAUGUGAGGAGGGUGGCGACUGGGAAAGGGGCUCUUCAGGGCUGCCAGGAUGUGGGGAGAUGCCCUGCCCUUGGGGCAUGACUGCUCUGCCAAAGAGCCCAAGCAGGCCACACUCCCAGUCAUGACCACAAUGUCCCCUUGUCCCUCCCCACAGAUUGGUCUGGGAGCUGCCGGCCGGACCCUGCUCCCUGUGGGAGUGGCUCUGCUGUGACACCUUGCCCCCAUCAUGGCCCCUCCUGGUGCACGAGCCUGAGCUGUGGCAAGGCCAAGCCUGUGGCCCUGGCUGUCCCCUGUCCUCGCUGCUCCAGGGCCUCACCCCGCACAGCCAGCUGGGGAUGUGGCCCCCCAAGGGGCGGCUUCGCAGGCCCGGGGCUCCGCAGCUCCCGGGGAGAACAAUGGCGCAUCCCUGCCCCGGCCCCUCUCCCAGGGACAACAAUGGCAGGAGCCGGAGUCGGAGCCGCCUGAGCUCAUCUCCCCCCGAGAGCUCGGAGGGGGCUGGGGCGGGCGGGGGGCCGUGGGCAGAGCGACAAAGGCUCCCUCCCAGCCCAGCUCUCUGCCUUGCACGAGUGGCCUCGCUCCCACCCAGCCAUCUGCACCCGCCCCAGGGGAGGGAGGGACACAGCAGCAGCAUUUUGGGGAUUCAGAGAGCCCCCCUUGGCUCCUGCCGGGCCCCGGCGCUGCUGCCUCACGGGUCGGGUCUCCCCGCUGCAGACUGGCCGCCAGAUCCCCCCUCCAGCUGCUUUGUGUCUCGGUGUGCCAGGGCAUUGUCUGCGAGGGAGAGACCCGGCGAGGCAGCCCGACGUCACGAGCAUCUCCCCGGCACCCUCGCUGUGUGCACGGGGCGGCCGCUGGCCCGGGAGGAAGCAGCUGCUGCUCCGUGGCACUCGGGGCAUCGUGCCCCGGAACUGGUGCCCACCAGCCCGUUUGUCCCUUGCUCAAAAGACGCCGUGAGGCUAAGUCUGUGUCCUUGCUGGAAGUGCGUGGUUGGGCAGAGGGAAUCCCUGAGGGAGGAAUGGUCCAACCUUGUUAUUAGACAUCAGUGAGUCUCGGUGUUAGACAUGACUGAGUCUCCACAGGCAGCAGCGGCAGCAGCAGCAGCUUUGACGCUUGGCUGCCAAGGAGAGCUCAGCCCAUCCGUUCCCUGCCCACGGACUGACUUUGACCCUGGUGACGGGGCACGCGGAGGGGGAGAGGUGUCCGGUCUGUCCCCUCCCCACGGUCCGUGGAGAGCAGAUCGCCCCUGCCCUGCCCGGAGCGGCGGCAGAGCCGGGACCCCGGCAGAGACUGAGACGCCCCCGGUGGGCUGAUACCGAGAUCAGAGGACGGCGAGUCGGGAUCCCGGAAGCAGGAUCCGAAACGAGAGCUGGGACCCCUGGAACAGGACUGAGACCGGGGGGGAAGGACCGAGACCCCCCGCGGGAGCAGGUGCGGGUACCGCCGGGCCAGGGGCCGUGGCCGUUGCCGGGGCCGUUGCCGGGGCCAGACCGGUCCCUGCCCGGUCCCUGCCCCCGCCAGGCUCCACCCCGGGCGGUGCGGGAUAAAACUUGGGGCACCUCCCCGGCAGCUCCGCGUCAGGGCUGCGCUCGGACCGGCUGCAGCGCUCAGGAGGUGACACCGCACCGACCACCACCUCCCCCCGGGACGUUUCUGGGGUCUCUCUCCCUCUUCCUGCCACCGGAGGCAGCUGAGCUCCCGCCGCGCCGGGAUCCGCGGGGCCGUGCUCGGUCGGCGGAUGGACCCGCAGCCCGGCGCCAGGAGCUGCAGCCGCGGGGCUCCCGCCUGCGAGGUGGGGCCACCCGAACCCCCCAUGAACCUCUACAUCCACACCACCACCGGCACCCGCUAUGAGCUCUCGGUGCCCGCCGAGGAGACGGUGGAGGGGCUGAAGCGGCGGCUGUCUCAGCGCCUCAAGGUGCCCAAGGAGCGUCUGGCGCUGCUGCACAAAGAGAGUCGCCUCAGCUCUGGCAAACUGCAGGACCUGGGGGUUGUGGAAGGCAGCAAGCUGACACUGGUGCCCACCGUGGAGGCCGGCUUGAUGUCCCAGGCGUCCAGGCCAGAACAGUCGGUGAUGCAAGCUCUGGAAAGCUUAACUGAAACUCAGGUCAAUGACUUCUUGUCAGGCCGGUCCCCGCUGACCCUGGCCCUGCGCGUGGGUGACCACAUGAUGUUCGUGCAGCUGCAGCUGGCGGCUCAGCAGAGCACCGGACAGCUCCAGCACCGGCACCUCAUCGCCAGCCGCGGCGAGGCGGGGGCCAGCGCCAGCCCCCACUGCCGGACACUGCACGGUGCCGGCGGCUCAGGCUUCGCCCGCAUCCCCGUGGUGCCCACGUGCCAGCAGAGCCCGGCCCCCAGCCCCACGCCCGCCGCACCGGCCCCCCCCAUGUACUGUAACGCCCCUCACGCCGCUCCCGUCACCGCCGGCAUGUUCCGGUCGCACGGGGCCAGCACGCAGACGGUGAACAGCAGCGUGGUCUCCUCCUGCUCAGAGGUGGACUGUGGUUCCCGCAGCAGCAGCUCCCCGGGCAGCAGUCCAGCCCCCUCAGCCCGAUCCCGCAAGCCCGGGGCGGUCAUCGAGAGCUUCGUCAACCACGCGCCUGGGGUCUUCUCAGGGACCUUCUCCGGCACUUUGCACCCCAACUGCCAGGACAGCAGCGGGCGGCCGCGGCGGGACAUUGGCACCAUCCUGCAGAUCCUCAACGACCUCCUCAGCGCCACGAGACACUACCAGGGCAUGCCCCAGUCCCUGACACAGCUCCGCUGCCAGACGCAGUUCUCCUCCUCUUCCUCUUCCUCCUCCUCAUCGCCGCCUGCCUCUCCAGACCUCGCCACCAAAACUACCUCAGAGCCGCUGCCGGCGGCCGCCGCCCCCACCCUGCACCCCGUCGUCCAGUGCCAAAGCCAGAUCCGGAUGUGCAAGCCCAGUGGGGACCGGCUGCGGCAGACGGAGAACCGGGCGACGCGCUGCAAGGUGGAGCGGCUGCAGCUGCUGCUGCAGCAGAAGCGGCUGCGGCGGAAGGCGCGGCGGGACGCCAGGGCUCCGUACCACUGGGUGCCCAACCGCAAGGCCGGCCGCACCAACAGCAACAGCAGCGUCUCCAGCGAGGGCAGCCUGGACCUGGACUUCGAGGACUCGGUCUGGAAGCCGGAGGUCAAGGCCGAGAUGAAAUCCGAGUUUGUCGUAGCAUAGAGAGCCGGGGGACUGUGCCGGGGGGUCCCGCUCGCCGCCCCCGCCCUGGGGAGGCAGUGCCGGUGUCACGGGCUGGGGCUCCUCGAGUUUUGCUGUCUCCUGCGACCAGACACCCUGGGCUGACCUGCGUGUCAGGGGGAGACCCCCACCCCUCUGCUCAGUUGGGUUUGGGGCAAAGGGGGGGAGCAGCAGGAGCUGCCCCCUCCCUGCGGCCUGCCCAGCUUGGGGGAGAGCCUCCUGGCACCUGGAGGGGCCCUGGGGUGUAUCGAAGCUGCUGCUUUGCUGUGAAGAGGGGCACAGCCGGGUGGGCACCAGCCCCACCUUGUGCCACCCCCCCGGUGCAGGCAGGAGGAGAUGAAGUCUCUCUCGGAGGUGCUGGAGCCCCCCCAAUUUGGGGGCCGUUUGUUUUCCUUCCCUUCUAUAUGUAGCAUUGCUCGGCUGUGGGGCUGGGCCCCCCCGGGGGGACACGUGUGCCUGGGCCCCACCGCCGCAGCCUG